AUGAAAGGGCCAAAAGGAAAAAGUAAAAACAGAGAUGCUGGCACAUUAGAAACUAAGGCAAUUCAGAGUGUCAACAAAGAAGCAAUCAGGGACAUGUUGCUCAACAACAUCAUACCAACAAUCCAUGCACAAUGGCUAGCUCAAUUAUCAAAGGAUAUAAUCAUACAAUGGGACAAUUCCAAGCCUUAUCAAAUCCCUAAGGAUGAUGAAUUUCAGGCAGCAACACAAGCAUAUGGUUUCAACAUUCAAUUUGUAUUCCAAACUGCUCAAUCACCAGACCUCAAUGUAUUGGAUCUAGGUCUGCUCAAUGUCAUAAAAUCAAUUGAAUACCAAUCAUUUCCCAAAAAUUUGGAUGAAUUAAUUGAGAAAAUGGAAGAGGCAUUUGAAGAAUUUGAUCCUAUUAUGAACAAGCAUACAUGGAUCACUCUACAAUCAUGUAUGAUUGAAAUACUGGAGAAACAAGGUGGGAAUAAUUUUGCACCACCACACAUGGGGAAGAGGAGAUUAGACAACGAAGGAAGACUUCCACAGCUGUUGAAAGUGGACAAGGGACUCAUCACUCAAGCUGUCAACUACUUAAACACCAUAUCCAUUCCAGCAACAGGUGUGAAUGUAGAUGCACAAGAUAUGGAGGUGGGAUGCAGGCUAAUGAAUUGA
Chenopodium quinoa (quinoa) is the source of this 657-nucleotide messenger RNA. RefSeq lists its product as uncharacterized. NCBI's taxonomy places the organism in Eukaryota, Viridiplantae, Streptophyta, Magnoliopsida, Caryophyllales, Amaranthaceae. Gene Ontology annotation, molecular function: nucleic acid binding. Bases 1 to 657 code for a protein of 218 amino acids. The record is from RefSeq and is a predicted model, not a curated record. The transcript has a single exon.